Messenger RNA from Pleuronectes platessa (European plaice), 3189 nucleotides. It is a transcript of the gene stk39, whose product is annotated as serine threonine kinase 39. The coding region runs from base 199 to 1719 and encodes 506 amino acids. The record is from RefSeq and is a predicted model, not a curated record. Gene Ontology annotation, biological process: protein phosphorylation. The transcript has 18 exons. Lineage: Eukaryota; Metazoa; Chordata; Actinopteri; Pleuronectiformes; Pleuronectidae. Gene Ontology annotation, molecular function: protein serine/threonine kinase activity; ATP binding.
CUUUCCGGGUUGAGCUCAUGGGGAGCGGUAGUUGCGCUGCCAGCUGACACCGAGGAGGGAGGUCACUCUCUCUAUCUCUCUCUCUCUCUCUCUGUCUGUGCCUGUAUCUCUCUGUCUGUGAGUGAGGCUGCGAACCGGAGCAUCAUCAUCACCACCAACAUCAUCAUCACCACCACCGCCAUCAUCAUCAUCAUCAUCAUGGCGGAUCAAGGCGAAGCUCCGGCCGCCGUCCUCCCGCCUCAGCAGCCGGCGGCAGCGCUGACAACCAGCUGGCCAAUAAGCCGGGAGUCGUACGAGCUGCAGGAAGUCAUAGGCAGCGGGGCCACAGCUGUGGUGCAGGCGGCCCUCUGCACCCCUAGACAGGAGCGCGUGGCCAUAAAGAGAAUCAACCUGGAAAAAUGCCAGACCAGCAUGGACGAGCUGUUGAAAGAAAUUCAAGCCAUGAGUCAGUGCUACCACCCAAAUAUCGUCACCUACUACACCUCCUUCGUGGUGAAGGAUGAACUCUGGUUAGUGAUGAAGCUUAUGAGCGGAGGCUCUAUGCUGGAUAUAAUCAAGCACACAAGCAAAGAAGAGGACAGAAAUCGAGCUCUGGAUGAGCCUAUUAUCGCUACUAUAUUAAACGAAGUGUUGGAGGGUCUGGACUACCUGCACAGAAAUGGACAGAUUCACAGGGAUGUGAAAGCUGGGAACAUACUACUGGGAGAAGAUGGAUCUGUUCAGAUUGCAGAUUUUGGAGUAAGCGCGUUCCUAGCCACAGGGGGCGAUAUGACCAGAAACAAAGUACGAAAGACUUUUGUCGGCACACCAUGCUGGAUGGCCCCGGAGGUGAUGGAGCAGGUACGAGGUUAUGAUUUCAAAGCAGAUAUAUGGAGUUUUGGAAUUACAGCCAUAGAGUUAGCGACGGGCUCCGCACCCUAUCACCGCUACCCCCCCAUGAAGGUUUUAAUGCUUACCCUACAGAACGACCCACCCACUCUAGAGACGGGGAUCGAGGACAAGGAAACGCUAAAAAGAUACGGCAAAUCGUUUAGGAAGCUAAUAACUAUGUGCCUUCAGAAGGAUCCUGCCAAAAGGCCGACAGCUGCAGAGCUUUUGAAGUGCAAAUUCUUCCAGAAGGCCAAGAACAAAGAAUACCUGAUUGAAAAGCUUUUGUGUUGUGCGCCAAAGAUUUCUCAGCGAGCGAAGAAGGUGAGGAGGGUCCCAGGCUCCAGCGGUCACCUGCACAAGACGGAGGACGGAGACUGGGAGUGGAGCGACGAUGAGCUGGAUGAGGGCAGCGAGGAGGGCAAGGCUGCAGUGAAUCAGGGCAGGUCACGAAGGGUCAGAGAUGAGGCCAAUGAUAAAGAGGAGGAUACCAACAAUGUUCCCAUUGAGGGGUUAUCUAUUCACCAUCCCCAGGUCGAGCCGUAUGGAGAGAAACCAGAAGGUGCUGUAAACAUGGUACUGCGGCUAAGGAACUCCAAGAAGGAGCUGAACGACAUCCGCUUUGAAUUCACUCCUGGCCGAGACACAGCUGACGGUGUUUCCCAGGAACUGUUCUCGGCUGGUCUGGUCAACGGGCACGAUGUGGUUGUUGUUGCUGUCAACCUUCAGAAGAUUGUCGAUGACCCGACUACAUACAAAGUAUCGACCUUUAAGCUGGAGUCUGGCUGUGAUGACACGGAGAUCCCGGACGAGGUGAAGCUGAUCGGCUUUGCGCAGCUGAGCCUCAGCUGAUGCUCUCUUUACGCCUAAAGCAGGUGAGACAGUUCAGGGCAGACAGACUGAGGAGCACACACCACCACUUCCUGCAACCUCCUCCCCAACACCCCCUACCCAUAAAAAAGCUCCUCCUCCCUCACUCCCCUUCACCUCCCCCGAGGCUAAGCUCUGCCGCCGCCGCCCUCGCCCCCUUAGCGCACACCUCCCUGCUCACUGCCCCCUGACCUUUAACCUUGACAACAUUCCACCGCCCAGCGCACGGAGCGGGAUCAGGAUACAGCCCAGGAACCUAAAGAUGAACUCAGGUGGUGAAAGAAGAUGAUAAAGAUGUAGCUUUGAAUGUUAUAUUUAUAAAAAAAAAAAAAUAUUUUCCUCAUUUUUAUUUGACAUCUCAUUACCUCUGUUUUUCCGCAGAAGCUCUCGGUAUUUAUUGAAAUUAGAACGAUUUAUAUUUUUAAUUCUCUCACACCUUUUUGUUGCCAUGGUAAAAAAAACAAAAUUUGCUUUAACUCUCAGACUCGCUCAUUUGUGACGUUUGUCUGAGGUCCGUGUCAGAAUGUAAGAGUUGAGUCAUUUACGGGGACAAGCACAUUUUUCAUAUUAACAUAAUGAAUGUCUAAAAAGAACAUGAAUUGUAUUUCCUCGUCAAGACCUGUUUUAAAUUGACGAGAAAGGAACCAUUUGCUUGAGUGUGCAGCUUUAAAAUAAGAAAAAGAUCAAAAAGAUGCGAGACCUGGAUGUUACUGUGUAUAAUUUGCUGCUCUCGACAGUGUUAUUGCUUCAAAAUGCUAGAGGUGCCUUGUUCAUUUUUCUGUGCCUAAGGAAGUAGUCAGAGAGUGAGACCACACAAAGACCAGAACCUGCUGAUUUUCCAUUUCACAAAUGUAUUACUCCAGCAAUGACACAGCUCACAUGAAAGUAUCUUAAUGACACACGCUACAAUGCACUUUUUGGGCCCCCCGCCACCCCCUCCCCCCUGACAAGCUGACGCUUAUGCCCCCCCCGGAGACAUGUUUAACUCGUGUGCUCUCAUCACAAGACGCAUGGGAAACAAAAAACAGAACCUGUGCUCAUGUAAUCCGCUCUGGUUUAUGCGUUUUGAGACGCCAGGCUAGCAAAGACAAAAAUCCUUUCACUCUGUCCUGCAGCACUACGAAACAUUCUUUUACUGUUCCCAAAAAUCAUUGUAGUUUUGAAAUGUACUGUACAACAACGCAUCUGAGGAUGAAAAACCAAAAGGCAUCUACUGAGAGGGUGACGAGCCAUUUGUCUGUUCAAACAAGUCCUGUAGCUCGGAAUCAUUUUUAAGUAUUGAGGUGGUUAAUAUUAACUUGUACUUAAUUCUUUAUUUUAUGACGUAACUUAUUGUUUUCUAUGUACAGUAUGUGAUCCAUUUCAGCAUAUUACCCCUGUUCCCUCUGUAAUCAGCUGAUGUCAAGUUUCUGACGAGGAGCGACGAAUAAAAUAUUGCUAUUAUUUAAAAAA